AUGGAUUUCGAGUUAAAUUUAUUGGCAGAUCUUGAGACUUCCUCGGAAUACGUUCGCGGAGUGCUGUGGACGAUCUUGUUCCAUAGACUACUUGGAUGCGUACAACCAUCGCAGGGAAGUUUUUAUGGCGUGACCUAUCCUACAGUCAAUAAUCCCGAAUUAGAGGAGCUGGUCGAAGCUAAAACACAGGCUAUUGUGGACGCAUUCUCUUACGAGAUUGCACAUACAUCUACUGAUCAGGACUCCAACAUGAUUUUCAAAGGCGUGAUGGUGCUGAAAUUCUACGAUCGCAAGGUUGAACAGAAUGGCAGACAUUCAAACGGCAGCAGCGUACCGAAUUCGCGUUCCCACUCCCAGUCAUCUUCUAUUUCGUUUCAACCUAAAAUCGACAAAUUCGCCAAUUGCUGGGAAAGAUGGAUCCUCAAGAUCAGCAUUCUGAAGAACGUCAAUCUGAUGCUGGAUGGACCAACCAAGCUCGAAACCUACAAGCAGGAUUUUGAGAAGAAUAUGUUUGCCAUUUUAAACUACGCCGAUACCAACAAGUCACACAUUCCUCCAAUUACGCGCGUAGAGCAGGCGCCUUUCCCUUUCAAAGUGCUAUUUGCACUCAACACUCACGAACCACACACUCUAAACAGAGCCUUCCGCAAUUUUGAGAUCUCCGAUACAGAGUCGGAGGAGCUGGUCGACUACAGUAUGGAGUCUCUUCCUGAUACAAAUGAACGCAACAGGAACGCUUACAAUGGCCAGGAAAUGCUAAAAACGGGCUACAAGUUUAUUAAAAAGCUGCUUGAGUAA
Ogataea philodendri is the source of this 798-nucleotide messenger RNA. RefSeq lists its product as uncharacterized. The transcript has a single exon. The coding region runs from base 1 to 798 and encodes 265 amino acids. Lineage: Eukaryota; Fungi; Ascomycota; Pichiomycetes; Pichiales; Pichiaceae. Gene Ontology annotation, biological process: autophagy; autophagosome assembly. Gene Ontology annotation, cellular component: phagophore assembly site. The record is from RefSeq and is a predicted model, not a curated record.